AUGGCCCCCUUUGAACUCACCCAAUGCAGCGUCGCCGAUGGGACCGCCCUGGCCGCCAACAGCAUCCCCGCUUUCUGGGCUGACCCGCACUGGGUUCUGGCCUGGCGCCAUCGGACCCUCGAGUACCACAUUUCGCAGAUAGCCCUGCGCUUCCCGCGCAACCUUCUCAACAACCGAGAAGCCCUGCGACACCAGAAAGCAGUGGAUCCAGAAACGGGCCACAUACUUGGCUACGCGAGAUGGUGCCUACCGCCGUCUCAUACGACAAAUCCAGAUGAUGGCACGCUGAUAUGGCCCGAAGCGCAGACCCCGAGCGUCGAGCCCGAGAAGGAAGCCGAGAUCCGGCGCCUCGCUGAGACUGUUGUCUGGGAUUCGAAUGAUGACGCCGACGAGCUGAUGGAUCGCGUGAACGCGCUUGAAAAGGAAGUGACGCCAAAGACGCCGUAUAUCACUCUGGAGUAUCUUGCUGUGCAUCCGGAUAACCAACGCAAGGGAGUCGGGACGGCGUUGGUGAAGAGCGGAAUGGACCUGGCGGAUAGGCUGGGGUUGGAUAUCUUCGUCCAGGCUUUGAGAGAGGGUGCUGAAUUGUACAAACGGAUGGGGUUUCGGCUUAUAGCGGAGAUCGUUCAGGAUGAUUCUGCUUUUGGUGGUAGUGGGGAGUAUGGCACGUAUUUCUUUAUCUAUGAGCCUAAGUCGAGGACUGACUCGGCGUGA
Messenger RNA from Penicillium nucicola, 714 nucleotides. Its product is annotated as GNAT family N-acetyltransferase. The record is from RefSeq and is a predicted model, not a curated record. The transcript is spliced from 2 exons. Lineage: Eukaryota; Fungi; Ascomycota; Eurotiomycetes; Eurotiales; Aspergillaceae. Gene Ontology annotation, molecular function: acyltransferase activity, transferring groups other than amino-acyl groups. Bases 1 to 714 code for a protein of 237 amino acids.